Messenger RNA from Neoarthrinium moseri, 912 nucleotides. RefSeq lists its product as uncharacterized. The transcript has 3 exons. Bases 1 to 912 code for a protein of 303 amino acids. NCBI's taxonomy places the organism in Eukaryota, Fungi, Ascomycota, Sordariomycetes, Amphisphaeriales, Apiosporaceae. The record is from RefSeq and is a predicted model, not a curated record.
AUGGGCUCGCUCGCACCCACAGACCAGAGAAAAGUAGUGAUCAUCACUGGCGCGACUAGUGGCAUCGGGCGCGACCUCGCUCAUCGGCUACACGCCCGGGGAUAUAACGUUGCGAUCACUGGCCGACGCAUCAAAGAAGGCGAGGCCAUCGCCGCGGAGUUAGACGCCUCGGGCAAGACUGUCCUCUUCGCCGAGUGCCAUGUGGAGUCAUACGCAUCCCAACUUCAGCUUUUCAAGGCCGUCUGGGCUAAAUGGUCUCGCAUCGACGCGUUCAUAGCCAACGCCGGCAUGGUCGAUAGCGGAUCGCGCUAUAAUCUGGCAAGACGUGGCGCCAGUGUUAAUGAACCGCCGCCUGAACCCGAUGUCAGCUGUACCGACGUUGACUUCAAAGCUGUCGUGUACACCACUGAGCUGUUCGUGCACUACAUGCGGCAUAAUCCCCCGGGCGUGAAGGGCAAGAUCAUCGUCACAGGCAGCAUCAUAGCCAUCUAUCCAUGUCCCACAUUCCCCGAGUAUUCUGCUGUCAAAGCGGCUGCGCUGCAAUGGGUGAGAGUUAUGGCGCCGAUGCUGCUGAAGCACGAGGGUGUCACGAUUAACACCGUUCUGCCCAAUGCUUAUGACACUGGCAUUAUGCCUGAUUUCAAGGAGGCAUAUUUAGAUGAGCAUAUGACUCAGAAGGAAUGCCUUAUGUCUGCGUAUGAUGUCUUCCUAGAAGACGAAACCAACCUAAAGACAGGACAGGCUAUUGAGACUGCGUACGAGUCUCACUAUGGCCACGAAGUCCCAGCAUAUAAGAGCGGUAAUGUGAUUGAGAGGACAGAUAAGGUCUACGAGCCUUGGUUUCAGUAUCUGCACCAUGGCAGGAGUGGACUAGAUGGUGCGUAUCUAGAGCCGUUGAGAAAAUCGUCGUAG